Hippocampus comes (tiger tail seahorse) is the source of this 1224-nucleotide messenger RNA. It is a transcript of the gene mlf2, whose product is annotated as myeloid leukemia factor 2. Lineage: Eukaryota; Metazoa; Chordata; Actinopteri; Syngnathiformes; Syngnathidae. The record is from RefSeq and is a predicted model, not a curated record. The transcript is spliced from 8 exons. Bases 285 to 1037 code for a protein of 250 amino acids.
GCCUGGUAAACUAAUUUGCCUUCUCUUUGUCAAAAUCUGACUUCCGUUUCUCAUGUUUUGUUCGGGCUUCUGGAUUCUGCCAUCCCGGCUUUACAGCGAAUUAGUUUUCCGCUUUGCUUCAUCUGAAGUAUUUCGGACAACAGAGUUGGCCCCCUGUUGAUGUGGGAGGUGGGGCCGGAGUGCAUCGUGUUGUCGUUCGUGGAAAACAAGGUCUAUUUACCUCGCUAGCUAGCUACCUAGCUGGCUAACAGCAGCCAGCUGAAUUGCAUCACCAGCCGUCGAGCAUGUUUCGAUUCCUGAAUGACGUCGACGACGACCCUUACAUGCUGGACCCUUUCGCCGCUCACAGGCAGCAGAUGAGGAGCAUGUUCGGACCGUUCGGCAUGGACCCUUUUGCACUCGCGCCACAGAUUCAAGCGCCUCGUGCACCACGGCGACAGGCCGGUGCCUUGACCCCGUUUGGCAUGAUGGGAAUGGUGAGUGGUGGAGGGUUCAUGGACAUGUUUGGCAUGAUGGGGGAAAUGAUGGAAAACAUGGAGAGGAUUUCUGGAUCGCCCAACUGUCAGACCUUCUCGUCGUCAACAGUGAUCUCGUACUCUUCCAUGGACGCCGGGGCUCCUACAGUGUACCAGCAAACCCAUCAAACAAGACAUGGCCCAGGAGGGAUCCGGGAGACCCGUCAGUCCAUGCGAGACAGCGAAAGCGGCCUGGAGCGCCUGGCCAUCGGCCACCACAUCGGCGAACGCGCGCACAUCAUGGAGCGUUCGCGGAACCGCCGCACCGGAGACCGCGAAGAACGGCAGGACUUCAUCAACCUGGACGAGACCGAGGCCGAUGCGUUUGACGCGGAGUGGAGGACUCAGGCGGGGCGAUACGCUCCGCCCAGCGCCCGGGGUUUGGACUACGGCCGAGACCGACGGGCGGGCGGUCAGCAGCUUGCCCUCACCGCGCCGCCCAGCUCCACGACCCCGCCGGGACAUCGGCACGACUCCCCCCGACACCACCCGCCUCAGUCUCGCCCGCGUUACGACUGGUGAGAGACUCGGCACAGUGCUGACGCACCGGUGUUGUUCGUCCCCACCACUACUAGCAACGGGUCCAAGGUGUAUCACACCUCUCCCCCAAAGUCAACAACUCCAGCUCACCCACUACCCUGAUGAGGAAGAGCGCCACAGGAAAUAAGAUGAAUGGAUUACCCGCUAUCAAGUGACACUCCUUCUCUCC